Molecule: messenger RNA, 882 nt
Organism: Toxorhynchites rutilus septentrionalis
Lineage: Eukaryota; Metazoa; Arthropoda; Insecta; Diptera; Culicidae
Product: THO complex subunit 4-like
Exons: 1
Coding region: 1-882 (293 amino acids)
Biological process (GO): mRNA export from nucleus
Cellular component (GO): nucleus
Molecular function (GO): mRNA binding
Source: RefSeq, a predicted model, not a curated record
AUGGCAGACAAAAUCGAGAUGAGUUUAGAUGAUACCAUCAAUUCACAACAUAGCAAUAGUGGAUUUGGAAACAAUCGUACAAAUGGUAGAACAGGGAGGGGACGCCACCAUAGUGCCGACAGCAGACUACCACAUCCCCGCAGGAAUAUUGACAGGAGCGGUGUCCUCAAGGGGGGAAUACGUGGAGGAAUUCAACGCCCAAGAUAUCAGUCCCAGAACACCAGAUUUAUUGCCGCCGAAAUGCGUGCAUUCGAAAGCACUAAACUGAGGAUAACCAACCUAGAGUCCAGCGUGUCGGAGUGGGAUAUCAAGGAACUUUUCCUAGAGUUUGGACCAAUCAAGAGCGCUGUGAUACAUUACGACCGGUCGGGAGUGUUCCGUGGGACGGCCGACGUGGAGUACGAACGACGUGAUGACGCUAUCCGAGCAAUGAAACAGUACAACGGAGUGCCCUUGAAUGGACGACCAAUGAGCGUAGAGCUAGCAAUUUCGGACACAUCGGCAUUCCUGUUCCAUAGUAGUGCUACUCAGACACGACCAUACGACGAUAAGCGACGAAGCAUUCCACCGAAACGCCGCAGAGAUGGAGGAUUCACUCGGGGUAGCAAAUCGAACUAUCGUAAUGACUAUGGGUCACGAAGGGGUCAGACCAAUCGAUAUAACGGCAAAAGAGGAAGCAAACCAGGUCCGCAUAAACGCACAGCCAAGACUGCCGAAGAAUUGGACGCGGAAUUGGAGGCAUACAAAGCUACCAACGGAAGAAAGACUGGAACAAAAACGACGAAACCUGGCACGAAAACAGCAGAAGAACUGGAUGCCGAGUUGGAGGCAUACAGAAAUGAAGCAGGCAAACAUAAUGAAGCUGGGAAGCAAAUAGAAUAA